Messenger RNA from Spea bombifrons (plains spadefoot toad), 1732 nucleotides. It is a transcript of the gene NIM1K, whose product is annotated as NIM1 serine/threonine protein kinase. The transcript has 3 exons. Gene Ontology annotation, biological process: microtubule cytoskeleton organization; intracellular signal transduction; protein phosphorylation. NCBI's taxonomy places the organism in Eukaryota, Metazoa, Chordata, Amphibia, Anura, Pelobatidae. The record is from RefSeq and is a predicted model, not a curated record. Gene Ontology annotation, cellular component: cytoplasm. Bases 107 to 1426 code for a protein of 439 amino acids. Gene Ontology annotation, molecular function: protein serine/threonine kinase activity; tau-protein kinase activity; ATP binding.
CUUAACAUAUUCAUUGGCUGUGGAUAUCUUUCAAAACACUCUCAGUGCUGAUCUGCGCACUUAAAACAUUUUAUUUCCGGAAGAACCAUUUACAAUAGCCGUCCAGAUGUUGACCAUGACAGCGAUGUACAUGAAUGGGGGGGCGGGAGGGAACCAGCGGUAUGCCCGCUGGAACCGCCACGACAGCUUGGAGGACUAUGGGCGAUCUGAGUCCGGUGAACAGGACGGAGAAGAGAAACCACGCAAGCUCACGCCUUUUGAAAAACUUACUCAAGAUAUGUCGCGGGAUGAGAGGACUGUGAAAGAGCUGACCUUGGGCAAAAGGCUUGGUUUUUAUCGCCUACGCGGGGAGAUAGGAAGUGGCAAUUUCUCACAAGUCAAGCUUGGAAUUCAUGUUCUCACUAAAGAAAAAGUUGCAAUAAAAAUCUUGGAUAAAACCAAGCUGGAUCCAAAAACACAGCGACUUUUAUCACGCGAGAUUUCAAGCAUGGAGAAGCUGCAUCAUCCCAACAUCAUUCGGUUGUACGAAGUUUUGGAAACCCUGUCUAAACUACACCUGGUCAUGGAAUAUGCAGGAGGCGGGGAGCUGUUUGCCAAAAUUAACACAGAAGGAAAGCUGUCAGAAUCUGAGAGCAAAAUCAUCUUCUCGCAGAUAGUUUCCGCUGUGAAGCACAUGCACGAUAACCAAAUAAUACACAGAGACCUGAAAGCUGAAAAUGUCUUCUACACCAGCAACACUUGCGUGAAGGUCGGAGAUUUUGGAUUUAGCACGAUAAGUAAAAAAGAUGAAACUUUAAACACCUUCUGUGGCUCUCCUCCAUAUGCUGCCCCUGAGCUCUUCAGAGAUGAACAUUACAUCGGUGUCUAUGUUGAUAUCUGGGCUAUGGGAAUAUUAUUGUACUUUAUGGUCACUGGCAGCAUGCCAUUCCGAGCGGAUACCGUUGCCAAAUUAAAGAAGUGCAUUCUCGAUGGGACCUACACCAUCCCUCCCUAUGUGUCGGAACCCUGCCAAAAACUAAUCAAGGGAAUGCUUCAACCAAUACCUUCAGAAAGGUGCAGCGUUGAUUACAUAGUGAACAGUGAAUGGAUGCAUGGGAUAGAGUACCCAAAGCCACUGGAACCGGUCAAGUUGGACCCAAAACAUCUACUAGAUACAAACGUACUCAAAGAAGAAGAGUCAGAAGUGAAGGCUACCCUGGAAAGUUUAGGCAUUACAGAAGAACAUAUUCUCAACAACCGGGGAAAAGACUCACGGAGUUCAAUAACAGGAAUCUACAGAAUUGUUCUUCAUAGGGUCCAGAAGAAGAGGGCAAUAGAAAACAUCCCUGUCGCCAUACAUUCUGACCCCAAAGAAAAGAAUUCAAGGAAGCCUCAUCGAACACGCCGAGAAAUAAGGCAUACAUCUAAAUUUUGUUCCAUUUUAUAAAACUUGUUUGGAAUUCUUUACUGUGUAAAUUGAGCGUGUAACCGGUGCUCGGUGUCUGGCAAUCUUCAUAUUAUUACAUGAUGCCUUUCAGGACACAUUUGUGAUACUGUGGUUUUUUUUUACAAGGAUGUAAAUAGCAACAUAAUAUUUGCUUGAAGGGUUUAAUGAAAUAGGUCUUGAACCAUUCUGCUAGAGAAUAGUGUUUGCGCUUCCAUUUGAAAUCAAAUUGAAACACAGGUUUUUUUUAGAUCGUUAGCAAUAAGGAACAGUAAUAUUGCUAAGAUAUUGUAGCUUCCUGAGAAUGUA